This is a messenger RNA of Cydia pomonella (codling moth), 565 nucleotides long. Its product is annotated as sulfotransferase 1A2-like. Lineage: Eukaryota; Metazoa; Arthropoda; Insecta; Lepidoptera; Tortricidae. Gene Ontology annotation, molecular function: sulfotransferase activity. The coding region runs from base 104 to 565 and encodes 153 amino acids. The record is from RefSeq and is a predicted model, not a curated record. The transcript has 3 exons. Gene Ontology annotation, cellular component: cytoplasm. Gene Ontology annotation, biological process: sulfation.
UGUCUUUAUCUUUCCAGGGGAUUUCGACAAGCUUGCUAGAUAUGGAGAACCUGGUUAUCUACUACCAGCGCGAUACAAGCCUCAUGCCGAUGCAGUCAGAGCCAUGUCGGUCCGCGCUGAUGAUGUGUGGCUCCUUACCUUUCCACGCUCAGGUACACACAUGACUGCUGAAAUGCUAUGGCUGUUACAAAACAAUAUGGAUUAUAAAAGAGCUUCGGAUAUAUCGUUGUCGGAACGCAAUACUUUCCUCGAGAUAUUCUCUCUCCACGGCGCUUGCGCUCCCAUUGGCUACCAGCUCCUGGUCACCCGUCCCUCCCCACGCCUCAUCAGCACCCACCUGGCCCUCAGUCUCCUCCCCCCAACACUCCUCGACACCACCAAGGUGGUCUUCGUGGCAAGAGAUCCCCGUGAUGUCGCCGUUUCCUACUUCAACUUCUACAAGAGUCUAAAGAAUUAUGGACGAUUUGAAGAGUUUAAACAGUUUUGGGAACUCUUUGUUGAUGAUCUCAGUAAGGUUUUUGGUAUUUCAUUAUUACUGCCUUGUAAUGUAAUUUGUUUUAUUUAA